AUGCCAGAAGAUCGUCAUCAUCCCUCGAGACGGCGGUCACGCUCGCCAGACUGCUCAAGACGUGACCGUGACCAUCAUCACAAACGACGGAGCCGGUCUCCAGCCUCAGUACAAUUGCCUCUGAAUGCGCGUGCCCUGGUCAAACAUGAUCUGAAGCAGUUCAAGCGGUUGUUUGGACUGUACCUCGAUAUUCAGAAGCAGAUUGACAUAGAUGAUUUGGAUGAGACCGAAGUCAAAGGUAGGUGGAAGUCAUUCUUAGGAAAAUGGAACCGCGGUGAGCUAGCAGAAGGCUGGUAUGAUCCCGUGACCAAAGAAAAGGCAGAUCGUGCCGCUUCUGAAGCGAAGACGACCCGUCGUAGCCCGCUAUCAAGAGAACAAUCAGAACAAGAUUACCGCCAGCACGAGCAACAUGCAACUACUAGCCAGCCGGCUGCAGACCAGGACGAUAGUGAAGACGAAUACGGGCCUUCACUCCCGACUAAUGCAAGUCGUGUUGGACCUACAGUACCAUCCAUCCAAGAUCUCCAAUGCAGAAAUGAACUUGCCGAAGAAGAUGAAAUCGCUCGCCGACAAGACUUACGUUUCGACCGCAAGAUGGACCGCAAAUUGCAAAAGGAGCGCUUAGAAGAACUCAACCCACGCGCCGAGCCCGGCUCGCGCGAACGUCAACUCGAAAAGAAGCGCGAAAAAGCUGUCGCCAAUCGCGCAUUCCGCGAACAAAAAUCUCCGGGAGCCGAGGAAGUUGGCGAAAAUGAUCUGAUAGGUGGAGAGGAUGGCAUCAAGGCUCAUAUCCAAGCAACCCAGCGUAAAAAGUCGGAACGUGAAUUGAGGAAGGAGGAAAUUCUUCGCGCUCGCGAGGCCGAACGUGAGGAGCGUCUCGCACACCAUAGGGCCAAGGAAGACAAAACCAUGGAAAUGCUCAAGAAUCUGGCAAGACAACGCUACGGCUGA
Messenger RNA from Aureobasidium melanogenum CBS 110374, 951 nucleotides. RefSeq lists its product as uncharacterized. The transcript has 3 exons. NCBI's taxonomy places the organism in Eukaryota, Fungi, Ascomycota, Dothideomycetes, Dothideales, Saccotheciaceae. The record is from RefSeq and is a predicted model, not a curated record. Bases 1 to 951 code for a protein of 316 amino acids.